AUGAGUUCCUCAUUAGAGAGCCGCACUGCAGAACCCAGAGAUGCUUUGGGAGAUAAUACUUCUGUAAAAAGUUCCAUAAUAAAGAGCUCUCGUGCAAAUGCAUCAUGCAGUGUCCAUUUUUCUUCGCAAUCUGCUGAAGCGCAGAGGAGACUUUCGUAUUACUCGAAGAUUCAAAAUGUUUUGAGUAACCCCGCCAUGGCAGAAUUCCGCGAUGUGUUUCAACUGAAACGUGGAAGCUAUGCAGAUCUCCCUCCUGAAAAAAUCUCAGAGAUGAUGAAAUCAAAGGCUCUAGAUAAUGCUCCUACUCAGUCGCUUUUAAGUGUUGUGAAUGGUAUUCUAGAAGAAGGUGUUGAGAGAAGAAAUGGUGAAAUACCUCCUCGUGUGGCUUGCUUGCUGAGAAAAGUGGUGCAAGAGAUUGAACGUCGCAUUGCAACACAGGCAGACCAUUUACGAACUCAAAACAAUCUUUUUAAGGCUCGUGAAGAAAAAUUCCAGUCGAGAAUUAAAGUACUUGAAGCUCUUGCAUCUGAAACUACGAAAGAGAGUGAGGUGUCUACGGACCAGGUUCAGCAGUUGAAGAUUGAGAAGACCAGAGUGGAACAUAACAAGGCUGAUGAGGAAAAUAUUAAUAGGUUGAUGAAAGAGCAGGAUCAGAAAAAUAUGGAAAUUUCAAGGUUGAAGCAAGAAAUGGGAACAAUGAAAACGAGAUAUGAGGAAGAUUUUUCAAGGUUGAAGCAAAAAAUGGAAACAAUGGAAACUAGAUAUGAAGAAGAUAGGAUGAAGGUCAAUGAGGAAGAUGUCAACAGGUUGAUGAAAGAGCAAGAUCAGAAAAAUAUGGAAAUUUCAAGGGUGAAGCAAGAAAUGGAAACAAUGAAAUCCAGAUAUGAGGGUGAUGUUAGUAAGUUGAAGAAAGAGCAGGACCAGAAGAACAAGGAAAUUUCAAGGUUGAAGCAAGAAAUAGAAACAAUGAAAAGCAAGUACGAGGAAGAUAGGAAAAAGGCUAAUGGCGAAGUUGCUAAUAGGUUGAUGGAAGAGGAAGAUCAGAAAAAUGUGGAAAUUUCAAGGGCUAAGCAAGAAAUAGAAACAAUGAAAUCCACAUAUGAGGGUGAUGUUAGUAAGUUGAUGAAAGAGCAGGACCAGAAAAACAUGGAGAUUUCAAGUUUGAAGCAAGAAAUGGAAACAAUGAAAAGCACAUAUGAAUUACGCUGCUCACAGUUGGAAAAAGAAGCCAAAGGUGCUAAAGGAGAAAUAGAACACAAGUCACAAGAAUAUGAACAUUUGUUGAAAGAUCUAAGAACUAAGGUGAAGCAGGUUGAGGCCUGUUUUGAGUCAGAAUGUCAGAAGUGGAACGUGAAACAGAACAACCUGCAUAAUUCUUUGGAUUUCCAAUUCAGCAUAGUACAGCAAUUGAAGUUGUCUUGGAAAUCUGUCAAACAAGAUGUCAUGCAAGAGAAGAGGGUCUACUCUGACGAAUGUAAUAGGUUAGGUCUAAGUCUUCAGCCACUUGUAAAGGCAGCUGAGAACCAUCAUGCUGUUCUUGCUGAAAAUCGAAAACUGUUUAAUGAAAUUCAAGAAUUAAAAGGAAACAUCAGAGUUUAUUGCCGAGUCAGACCAUUUCUUCCUGGACAAAAGGAAAAAAAGUCUAUUGUAGAACAUGCUGGUGAAAAUGAUUUGGUUGUGGCUAAUCCAGCCAAACAAGGGAAAGAUGCCCUUCGAUCAUUUAAAUUCAAUAGGGUUUUCGGUCCAACCACAACUCAAGUGGAAGUCUACUCUGACAUCCAACCCUUUGUACGAUCAGUACUUGAUGGAUACAAUGUAUGCAUAUUUGCUUAUGGACAAACUGGUUCAGGGAAAACUUACACAAUGAGUGGCCCAAAUGGAGCAACAAAUGAGACUUAUGGUGUUAAUUAUCGAGCUCUAAAUGACCUCUUUAGCAUUUCUGAGAGCAGAAGGAGUUCUAUAGUCUAUGAGAUUGGGGUUCAAAUUGUUGAGAUAUAUAAUGAACAAGUGCGAGAUUUGUUAUCAUCUAACGGCACUCAGAAGAAACUUGGGAUAUCGAAUCACUCUCAGCACAAGGGUUUAGCCGUACCAGAUGCCAACAUGGUCCCUGUGAAAUCAACUUCAGAUGUGAUGGACCUAAUGGACCUUGGGCUAAAAAAUAGGGCCAGCAGUGCCACCGCUAUGAAUGAAAGAAGCAGCCGCUCUCACAGUGUGGUCUCCAUUCAUGUUCGGGGGACGGAUGUAAAGUCUGGUUCUAGUCUAUUUGGCAAUCUUCAUUUGGUAGAUUUGGCAGGAAGUGAAAGGGUCGAUCGCUCCGAAGUAACUGGGGAUAGGCUCAAGGAAGCACAACAUAUAAACAAAUCACUGUCUGCCCUUGGAGAUGUCAUAUCUGCCCUUUCUCAGAAGAGCGCCCAUAUACCAUACAGAAACAGCAAGCUUACUCAACUCCUGCAAAGUUCUCUUGGUGGCCAAGCAAAAACACUUAUGUUUGUCCAAGUCAAUCCAGAUGUAAAUUCAGCUUCAGAAACUCUAAGCACAUUAAAAUUUGCUGAGAGGGUUUCCGGAGUUGAGUUAGGAGCUGCACGAAGUACCAAAGAGGGCAGAGAUGUUAGAGAAUUAAUGGAGCAGGUGGCUUCUCUCAAGGACACCAUUUCUGAAAAAGAUGAAGAAAUUGAGAAGCUACAAUUACUCAAAGAUCUGAAGAAUAGCGGAACAGGCUCCUCUUGA
Messenger RNA from Neltuma alba, 2727 nucleotides. RefSeq names its product kinesin-like protein KIN-14P. Gene Ontology annotation, cellular component: microtubule cytoskeleton. The transcript has 17 exons. Gene Ontology annotation, molecular function: microtubule binding; microtubule motor activity; ATP binding. Gene Ontology annotation, biological process: microtubule-based movement. The record is from RefSeq and is a predicted model, not a curated record. Lineage: Eukaryota; Viridiplantae; Streptophyta; Magnoliopsida; Fabales; Fabaceae. Bases 1 to 2727 code for a protein of 908 amino acids.